Cladocopium goreaui is the source of this 441-nucleotide messenger RNA. The record is from the annotation of a GenBank genome assembly. NCBI's taxonomy places the organism in Eukaryota, Dinophyceae, Suessiales, Symbiodiniaceae.
AUGACUCAAAUCAUCUCAAAUCACUUGGGUAUACUUGGGCUGUGUCCCAAGAACGAUUUCAAGCCAUUCAACCCACUACACCAUCUCCAGGCUCUAGGAGCCUUUCGUCGGAACGAAGCGCCUGCAAGGAAUUCGCAGUGGGUGGCAACUUCAGGGCAGUUCUUGCGAUUGCCGGGCAAAACUGCCAGGACAUGGCUCACAGAACAACAAGAAGAGACGGACCGUCGCAUCGCUGCUGGUCGACAACGGUUGAAGGCUCAAAUGCAAGCACUGCUUGCUGAGCACCCCCAGGUGACCGACUUGCCGCCUGGUGUUUGUGAGCUGCUGCUGACGGAGCAACGUUCCCAGGCGAAGGCGGCGCCUAAACCGCAAGCACCCAAGCAGGCUGCAAAGCGCAACGCACUUGACUAUUCGCGUUUCGAUGGUAUUGUGCACACCUGA